GGAAACAACCGUGAACCUUCGUACAUGUCCAUAAAUAAGAGCCAAGAAGUUUGUGUAUAAAUACUAUCCCUUCGAUGUCUAGCCCUGCAUCGGGUAAGCUGGCAAAAGAAAAGAAAAAAAAAACAACCAGCAAGAGAAAAAGAGAGAUCGAAGAAAGAAAGGAAAAGAAACGUGAAAAAGAGGAGAUGAAAGAAGAAAAGAGAGAGGGAAAGAAAGAAGGAGCAGGGGACUGUCGGAACAAUCGCCGCCGUCUUAUACAACGGCUCGACGGAGAAGAUUACAAGGACGCCGGAGAAUAAGCUUUGACCGUGCCGCCAUUGAAACGGGAGGAGCUACUGCACUAGGGAAAUAAUUGCCAAACCAAACCCCUAUCCGAACCUCCCUCUCGACGUCGCCGGUGAAGAAAAUACGCCGGUGUAGCACUGCCGGGCUGCCAGAUCGUUUCCACGACGGAGAACGAGUCACCGAUGGUAACACCUACUGCCGACACCAGAAGAGAAGGGCUGUCGCUGGAAGACGAGACCGUAUACCAGUCCAUCGAACCACCUGCUGCCGCCCUCAGGAAGAACACCGGAGGAUCUCGCCACUGCACAGGUUCCUUGGUUGCGCCGGAGAAGACGACGAACUCAUAGUAUGUACUACCUCCGUUCCUAUUUUAUAUUCCAACCCACUUUGGCACACAAUUUAAGAAAAGUGGGUAUUGUGUGGUGGAGAGUUGUGCAGAGGACAGAGAAAUGUGUAAGAAAUGUUUUGAACCACAAAUUCUUUACCAAAAAAAAUAAAGUGGAAAUUUAAUUGGAACGGAUGAAAAAGGAAAAUUGAAAGUUUAUUUAGGAACAGAGGGAAUAUAACUUACUCUGUAUUACUCCGUAUGUUAAUAACUUCUGGGCUGGACCUCUGUCAUUUUAAAUAGUCUGGGCCGAGUCUAAAAAUAAUAAAACUGGACUGGGUUGCUAGUUAAUAGGUGGGUUGGGUAUUAAUCUAAUUACCAGGCUGGCCGAAAUUGAUAUGGACUAGGCUGUUUAUUUAGAUGACCAGACCGAUUAAUAUCAAUGAUAAUAAUAUUAUAAGGAUAAAAAAAUGAUUAAGUCGAUUAUUUAACAAAGCAAAACAUGGGACAGAAACAGAAUGGCAAAAAUAGAAUGUAGUACUAAUACUAGAAUUUUAAUAUUCUUAGAAGGUGAUUUUGGUGAAGAUCGAGUUAGAAGCUUCGGUUAGAAUCAUCGCAAUUUGAGGUAAGUACUAUGUCAACCAAAUUUCAUGCUUUUCCCAUAUAAAUUUAUUUGUGACUAGUUAUUUGAGAUCAUUUGAGUAUAUGAUAGUUAAUGAGAUUUUACGUACCAAUUGUGAUUGUGAAUUAUAUAUAUUUGAGAUUUAAGAAUUUUAUAUUGGGUGAUAUUUUGAGCAUUUGAAUUUACAUUUGAAUUGUUCUUGGAUUGAAAUUUGAGAUUUGAGAUAUUUAUGAAGUAUCCUAUAUUUUGGACUAUUUAUGGUAUAUCUGAGUAUGAUGAGUUGGAGUUAAUAAUUUUCAUUGUGAAUAAUUUUGUGGAGUUUGGAUUUCAUAUCCAUUUUGAUUGAGGUUAUGAUACUUGAACUUUGAGAUUGAAUUAUGAUUUUGUGAGUACCCGGAGAAAUGUGGAUUUGGUGAGUGGUAAUGACUAUAAGUCUAAUUCCACCAGGGAUCUCCCAAAAGCGGAGCAUCCCAGCUUAAUUAUAGUAGUCAGUAGAAAAAUCCCGACUACUCGGACUUUUUACUACCCGGAGAGCUUGGAAUCUCUUUUAGGGGGUGUGAAUCACUUAAGGUAGGAGUUCGGCUUCCAUUGCCUUUGAUUGAGUGUGAAUGAUUGGAUUAUAUUUGGAUUAAUUGGACUUGGAUUCCAUUGAUAUUGAGAUGAAUUGGUUUUGAGGCUUGGGAGGUGAAUUUCAUUGGAGUUGAGGUGAUUUGGAUUAUUUGGUUGGACUUGAUUGAGGUGAAUUGAAUUAUAUUAUAUUGGAUUAUUUGAGUGUGUUAUAUUUUGUUUGGAUUGGAUUGAAUUUGAGGUGGUUGAAAUUAUUAAAUUAAUUAAGGAUUUCCAAAGUAAAAUACUUUUGGAUUUGAUUUGAUAUGAAUAUGAUGAAUAUUAGUUAUGAGUUUUUGGAAGGAUUUUGAUAAAGUGUUUAUGUGAGUUUUGAGAUAGAUAUUUGGAGUUUUUCAUAUGAUUUAUGUUUUGGAAUAUUUACGAGAAUUUUUGGGUGGUUUGUGUAUAUUGACAUUUUUUGGAUUAUUAUGAUUUGGAAAUAUGUACAUAUAUUUGGAAUAUUAUUAUUUUACUUGUGAUUUAUGUGAUGAUGAGAAUUUUGUAUAAAGUGUUUCAAAUGGUUUCCUUCCAAAGGUUUUACAAAAAUGAUAUAUAUGUAUCAAACCUUAUUAUUUUACAGGGUUGGGUGAGCCUUACUUAGCAUUUCCAGCUAAUUUUUGUUUCUUUGUGUUUUUCUUUCUGUACCUUAUUUGUGCAGGAUUGAGGAUCAUGUUGAAGUUGAUUUCGAGAGCUUCCGCUAGAACACAUAGACUAAAGUGACUAAGUAAUUUAUUUUAGUCUUAAUUUUUAAAGAAUCAUAGUUGAACUAUUAAUUAUGGAAAAUGUUAAUUAUUGGUGGUGGAUAGCCUGUGCACUCGGUUAUGUGAGAAUUGAGUGUGGCGAUAACGCCCCUGUUUCCCUUAGAAUUUUCCGCUGCACAACUCUGAUGUUUUCAAAUAAAUCAUUAUUUAAAGGUAUUUUUGGGUGGGAAAUUUGGGGGUGUUACAGAAGAUUUGCCGGUCCCACCCUCUCGGGCAGUCCGGGUUUCCUACUGCCGUCCUCAGCCGGGCCGGUUGGACGUCGAGAAGUUCCUCCCCUACCCACCUCGUUUGCAUCUCUUGGUCAAGGUAUGGGUUUUGGUGCUUCCUCUAUUACUACUAUUGUCACAAUCAAAUUAGUGGUUGUUGAAGAUUACUUACCCUAGCGCACUCAGUUUGAGUCAAUCCUGGUCUCUAAUGGUCUUUUGGGUAUACUUGAUGGAUCCUUAAUUACCUGCCCCACCUCUAUACACCUAUGAUUUAUAUCAAAAUCAAACCAUGAAUCAUGAGUAUUAUCACUGAUUGAAAUUGGAUUAGACGGUGCGUUCUUGGUUGUUUGUUACCCUCUCCCGUGAUAUACUUGUUGAGGUGCAUCGAUUAAAGAAUUCUACCGCUAUAUGGGAACGUUUUGAGGCUCGUUUCAUGGCGGCCAGUCUGGCUCGCUCCAUGGAAUUAAAACAGAUGUUGUCUCACAUGAAAAAGAAAGAAAAUUAGUCCAUGGAUCAAUAUUUACUUGAAAUCCGGAAAAUUGCUGAAUCACUUGCCUCAAUUAAUUCUCCCGUGUCUGAUCAUGAUAUCUUGCAAUAUGCGCUAUUGGGGUUAGGUCCGGGAUAUGAGUCCCUUGUUGGGCCCUUAACUCUUUUCCCGGAAGGUCUCACGUUUGAUAAGUUGUGCACCAAACUUGCCCAUCAAGAAGCCCGUCUUAAUUAUCAACAACGGUUAGAGACUAAUGUCGGCGCCCCAGCUUUCACGGCCCAAGGGCAGUCUUCUGCGAGAACUGGACAACGACAACAGCCGGCGUCGUAGGCCCAGCCACCACAGCAGCAGUCUUCGCAUCGUGGCGGGCGUGGUCGCGGCAGAGGAUCACAUGGCAGAGGUGGCCAUGGACGAGGACGUGGCGGCCAGAACUAUCCCAAGUAGUACUAUGGUCCCGGACAGCAGCACUUUUAUGGUCCCAUGCAGCAGCAGUUCCGAGGACCUCCUUCACCACAGCCUAUGGGUAUACCGGGAACUUCACUCUUUGAGAAUAAUUUUGGUUCAGUUCCUCCUCCCAUCGUCUAUCAAAUCUGUCACUCUCCAGGUCAUUCUGCAGUUAACAGUCCAUCCCGAUUUGGUCAACCUUCCGCACCUGCUUUAGCUGUUCCCACUAGAGAAUCUUCCUCCAUUGUUUGGUAUCCUGACUCUGGCGCCUCCGCUCAUAUAACUCCUAACGAAGGUAUUUUAGAAAAUAAAUCUAUUUAUUCAGGACCACUAACUGUGACGAUUGCUAAUGGAUCUAAUUUACCUCUUGUGACUGUUGGUGAAUUAACUUUUUCUUCUCCGCCGUGUCCCCUUCAUUUAAAAUCUGUUUUUCAUGUUCCUAAUCUUAAAUAUAAUUUACUAUCUAUUCAAAAAUUAUGUGCCGAUAAAAACUGUUAUGUGAUUUUUUAUAAAAACUCUGUUUGUAUUAAGGACCACAAUUCGGGGGAGGUGCUCUUUAAAGCUUCUAAUCAAGGUGGCGUUUAUCCUAUUCCCCGUCUCUUUCUUCAUCCAUUGCUUUAGCUACUCAUGUUGCUCUAGGGUCUGUCUGGCAUCGGCAGUCCUAUUUUAGAUAGUCUUAAAAAUUCUAGUUCUAUUCUUAGUACUUCUAAUUUUUCCCAUGAUUGUAUUUCUUGUCGGUUAGGAAAAUCUCAACGGUUACCUUUUCAAAAAGUUUGGCAUAAAUCUACUGCUC
Molecule: messenger RNA, 4529 nt
Organism: Cuscuta europaea
Lineage: Eukaryota; Viridiplantae; Streptophyta; Magnoliopsida; Solanales; Convolvulaceae
Source: the annotation of a GenBank genome assembly